Molecule: messenger RNA, 654 nt
Organism: Colletotrichum navitas
Lineage: Eukaryota; Fungi; Ascomycota; Sordariomycetes; Glomerellales; Glomerellaceae
Exons: 1
Coding region: 154-522 (122 amino acids)
Source: RefSeq, a predicted model, not a curated record
AGAGCCGCAACAAGGGGGGAACUCGGCUUGCAUCCUUGUCUAACUGGGGAUAGUGGAGAGAGAGAGGGGGGCCUAACAGCCGUUGGCGUUACGAUCUAGGGGCCAUGCCACCAUGGCCAACGACCGAGGAGGGUAGCCAAGGCGCAAGCAGCAAUGGCCAACGGCGAGCGGGCAGGGGUUCGGGGGUUUAGAAAGCCAAUCACUCGGGUUUUGUCCAAGUCGAAAUGGCAGAGGCGCAGCGGGGGGGACGAGGAAGGGGAGAAGGCCGGAGGGCAUCCCGGAGGCCACCGACCGCGUGACUCGCGUCCAUCGGAAAUGGAUGCAAUCAUUGGGCUUGGCGAGCAUGGGAGGUGUCGUCUGCUGAUUGUGGAUUUCAAAGUCCCUCAAACCCCCUCAGCAUCAACGACAUCGACUCAUCGUUUGUGUUCAGCCGUUAUGGCCCCGUUGGUGGGGGAAUUCAGGGUUGACAUUCCCGUCGCACGGGCCGCGAGAUACGGCGUCGGCGGCAGUCGAAUAAGGUAGGUCAAGCCAGACAGCGGGUUUCAGCAAUACCGAUGAAGGACCGGCGUGAGCUGUAAGCUGUGCGGUGUAGCUCGUAUGCGUCGUGUGCGCCUCGUGUCGAGUUACCCCUGGGGUUCUUCGACAGGUUUGGCG